AUGAUUCUCUCAGCAAUCAUCGACUCCAUAGCCACAUCCGACGGAAGUCGAAGGCAUACUAUUCAACCGCCGGGUCUCCGAGAUGCAAUAGAGACAAUGCAGUACCUCGCUGAUCGAGGUAAUGGCUUCGCCAAACGUGGAUACGAGGACGCAAGUCAGACGUGGGUUCAGUUAUCCGCCUUUCUUCAAAGAAACCCACAAAACGCCAAAGAUUCUGAAGCGGAAUUCCCGUCGGAGGCAGGUUCUGGAUCUUCAGACACAUUGCCCUUAUCCUUAGACACUUCAAGCGCGACGCGAAAUAUGUCCUCUACUGCGGUUAAUGCUUCCGACUCGUACUCGCCGGCACCUCUAGCUCAUGAUCCUCAUUUCGACUCCACCUUGGGUGGCUUCAGUGAACCGCUACUCCUAGACACGGAAUUAUUGGAUAAUUUUGCACAUUUCUGGAGUGGGGCAAUGGUCCAUCAAUCGGGUAACAAUCUUCCUGAUGUGACUGGGUAUGGACCUUGGUCGACUGAUGAGCUACACCAGUAUUUGUAUCCUCUAUAUAGUAAUCUGGAUUUAGAUCUGACUGGGGGCGACAGAGAGGAUUUCAUCGAGUUUCGAAGAAGUGUGUUAGAUUUGUGA
Molecule: messenger RNA, 624 nt
Organism: Penicillium cosmopolitanum
Lineage: Eukaryota; Fungi; Ascomycota; Eurotiomycetes; Eurotiales; Aspergillaceae
Exons: 1
Coding region: 1-624 (207 amino acids)
Source: RefSeq, a predicted model, not a curated record